Molecule: messenger RNA, 3420 nt
Organism: Vanrija pseudolonga
Lineage: Eukaryota; Fungi; Basidiomycota; Tremellomycetes; Trichosporonales; Trichosporonaceae
Gene: GYP5
Product: GTPase-activating protein GYP5
Exons: 5
Coding region: 50-3223 (1057 amino acids)
Source: RefSeq, a predicted model, not a curated record
UAGCACGCCAAACCCCCCUACCCCCUACCCCCCUCCCCUCCCUUUCGCAAUGACUUCCUCGCUCGACCAUCACGAGUCCAUCUCAGACUUUGACGACCUAGACGUCACCGACGAAAUCUCCCUCUCAGACGAAGACGACACUACCCCUACCGACUCGGCACUCGGCUUGUCCACGUCGCCAUCGACGACCAUGGCGCCCACAGCUGGCGCCGCCGCCGCCGCCGGAACACCAAAGACAAACGGCUCGAGCGCGGCGUCCAACGCUUCCAAGGUCCGCGGCCUGGCCGCGCGCUGGGAACAGAAGCCAGCGACAGGCUCAGCGGCCACGAGCACCAGCCCAUCCUCGUCAAAGUCACAGACCAGCGGUGCGGCUGCUGCUGCAAAGGCCAUCGGUUCGUCACCUACUGCUGCUUCCAGACGGCCCUCGUCCCCUCGCACCGCGCCGGGCCGCCAGUUCUCCAAUCCCAAGAUCACAACAACCAAGCCGUCAGGCCCCGGAAGCCGAAGCAGCAACGGCUCGACCACGUCCUCCCCCACCACGCCGCUCCGCUCCGUCUCGCCCAGCGCGUCGUUCAAGGCCACCGAGCUGAGAAAGGGCAAGUCGGCCCUCAAGACGUCCACGACCAGCCCAAGCGCAAGGGCCGCCAGCCUCUCGUCAUCCCCUACCGCCGUGGCGUCGACUUCGCACCCCGCCGCAACCUCACCCUCCGCGUCACCAGCAACGCUACCGGUCGCCUCUGCGAUUAUUGCACAGCCCUCGGUCACACCGGCAGCUGAGACAGACGCGCCGAUUCCAGCGGAUCUGGACGAUGCGGUCGAUGAUCACGCGUUCUCGCCCGUCACCAAAGCGACGACGAGCCUCGCCACGCCGGUGGUCAUCGAGCCAGCUGCGAUCGUUCUCACGCCGCCGGAGCCCGUUCACGCUCCCGAGCUGGAGCUCUCGCGCGCCGAGCGCGCAGACGACACCAGCGCGGCCGUGUUCACGACAGUGUCGACCGCUCAUGCUGAAACCGAGCCUGAAGCCGAGCCCGAGCCUACGGUCCGAAUUUCCCUAGACGAGGUUGCGCUCGACGAGGUGCCUGCGGAAGACACAACCCAUAGCGCGGACACGAGCACCGAUGCUGUGCCCGAGCCCGCCACACCGCCGGUUCAAGCUCUUGCCGACGACUUUGACAACGUGUCGCUGUCGGCCAACCCAUCACCGGUGCUUCCUCCUCCGCGGAAGCCUGGCGCGUCGCUCUUCAGCAGAGUGCUCCCUGACAGCUUCGCGUCUCCGUCCACGGCCACGACCAAGGAAGUGGCCAAGGACGCCGACGCGACGCCCACCAAGGACACCACAUCGAGGGAGACCUCGCCUCCAGUUGAGACUGAGGGCGUCAAGGACUCGCCUACUGCCCGGCCAAAGCUCCAGAACAAGAACUCUGGGAGCGGCAAGAGCUCGUUCUUCUCCUCAGCAACCUCGGCGUUCAACAACUUCAGUCUGCCGAUUCCAUCUGCGGCGCGCAGCCACACCGCGGAGCCCACACCUCCUCCUGAGCAGCAGCACACUCCCCAGGCUGUCUCAUCCGCAACACUCACGCCCACGGCGUCCCCAGUGCCCGUGUCCAGCUGGCGGACGACAAUGUCGGCGACCGUCUCCAACCUCCUCUCGUCAACCCGCUCCACGACCUCGCCUCCCCCUGUGCCGACCAGUCCGUCACCUGGGCCCUCGCGCAACGCCUCCACCGCUUUCAUCCUCAACCGCGUCGACUCGGCCACCGCCUCGCGCGACCGCAACGUCGCCCGCCUCUCUGGCGGCAGCGUCAAGCUCCGCGAGGGCUUUGAGCGCGUUCGUGGCGAGAUGGCAGGCGCCGCCCGUGAGAUUCGCCGCGAGCAUGCCGCAUCGGGAGCCAUCGAGGACACCUCGGCACCCAACGUCGACUGGGUGUUCUGGGGCGCCGUCGUCCAGGACUACGAGGAGGUCGCGCGGACCCGGCCCAAGGACCUCUCUCGUGCCAUCCAGCAGGGCAUCCCGCCCGUCAUCCGCGGCCCGAUCUGGCAACUCAUGAGCUCGUCCAAGAGCAGCGAGCUCGAGGAGACGUACAAGUCGCUUCUCAAGCUCACGUCGCCCUAUGAGAAGGCCAUCCACAAGGAUUUAUCGCGCACUUUCCCGCAGCACAAGUUCUUCCAGAACGCCGGCACCGGGCAGGAGUCGCUCUUCAUGGUCGUCAAGGCCUACUCGCUCUACGACCGCGAGGUGGGCUACACCCAGGGCCUGGCGUUCAUCGUCGCGGCACUCCUCCUUAAUAUGCCGGACGAAGAGGCCUUCUGCGUCCUCGUUCGCCUCAUGGACUCGUACAACCUGCGCUCUCACUACCUCGCCGACAUGCCCGGCCUCCAGCUGCGCCUCUACCAGUUUGACCGCCUCGUCGAAGACACGCUCCCGCUGCUUCACAGCCACCUCAUGCGCAAGGGCAUCAAGAGCUCGAUGUACGCGUCGCAGUGGUUCAUGACCCUGUUCUCGUACCGCUUCCCGCUCUCCCUGGUGUACAGAGUCCUGGACAUUGUCCUCGCCGAGGGAAUCGAGGCCGUGUUCCGCUUCGCCCUCGCGAUCCUCCGCAAGUCGGAGGACGGUCUGCUGCAGCUCGAGUUCGAGCACAUCCUCCAGUUCCUCCAGGGCGACAUCUUCGAGACGUACCGAGCGUCCGCCACCCCGACUGGCACCGGGCCUGACGCUGACUCCGCUCAACCUGGCGCUCACCCGGCUCCCCAGCCUGAAGGCGAGGACCAGUGGAGGACUAACGACUUUGUGCGGGACGCGUACGAGAUUCACAUUACGCCUCUCAUGCUCGACCAGUACGAAUCAGAGUGGGAGGAGAAGCUCCGCGCGCAGAACGCGCACAUACGUGAGGUGGAACAGCUCCGCCAGGCCAACCGCCAUCUGAGUCAACAUGUCAAAUCCCUGGAAGGAUCCCUGGCGACGAUGAACAAUGAGCACGUCGAGCUCGUUCGGCAGCUCGUCCUGGCCAAGAUCGCCAAGGAGGACAUGGAAAACGAGCUCGUGCGCUACAAGUCGCUGUACGCGCAGUUAGCAGGCAACCGCGAGGACGGCGAUCUGGGCAGCAACCCAAGCGUGACAAGCCUGGCUGGGUACAGCACGUUCAGCGGUGGGGCGAGGGGGAGCAAGGCAGGUGACACGGAGCAAAGGUCUCGUCGAGCGAGUGCCAACGUUGGUUCAGAGUAGUAUAACCCUUCCAAGCUUGAACAUAUCGACCCCGCCGUCCAGCCCGUUCGACUUCUUGCCCUCGGGCAUCUGGCGCCGGCUGGGCAGCGGACAAGUCUGAAAGAGGCCCAACACUCACAACCGCCGCGGCGCAGGCGCCGCACACGCGUAGAUUACCAUAAUACAUCAUGCAUGUCCAUGUGGACACAUUACACAGG